Messenger RNA from Saccostrea echinata, 2104 nucleotides. RefSeq names its product dentin sialophosphoprotein-like. The coding region runs from base 1 to 1665 and encodes 554 amino acids. The record is from RefSeq and is a predicted model, not a curated record. The transcript is spliced from 4 exons. NCBI's taxonomy places the organism in Eukaryota, Metazoa, Mollusca, Bivalvia, Ostreida, Ostreidae.
AUGUCAAAAACAAGAAAACAAUUGCUUUUUGGUGGUUUUGAGACUUUCAUCACUGGCAUAACAGCUCACCGAGUUGUAACCUACCUCAACUGUCGGGAACCAGAUCCAUCAUUUCUGGAGAGAAUUCUUCAAGUUAUUGGCUUACAAGAGGUUCCCGCUGCAGUUUGCCCAUCGUCUGAUGGAAUCAUAUUUGUCUUCAUUGGAUGGAUUGUAAUACAGUUCAUGGUUGUUAUAGUCUACAGAUAUUGCUCGAAUUAUGGGAAAAGAUCGGUGACACAUCGCCAGGGUUUCCAAAAAUUUGUUGAUAAUAACACUUCUACCUGCACCUUGAUCAAUUGCCCAGACACUACCCCUGAAAUUGCCUUUUCUGAAAUUCCUAAAGCCGUCUCGGUAGGAACUGUUAAAGAACAAAAUAGCAAUGUACAUAAUUGCUAUGAACAAAUUUUCAAUUCAGCGAGGUCAGUCGACUAUCCAGAAAGUUCGAAGAUCAAUGCUCUUGAACAAGUUUUGGUGGAAAAACCGAGCGAAUCGUCACUCGAGGAUGAUGGUUCAGUGCCUGUCGUCAAUGAAAGGAGUGUCAGCGAUGAUGAUUUGUCAGACUCCUCUGAUGAUACAGAUGGUUAUACUUCAGAAGAUUACAGUAGCGACACAGAUCCGGAAGUUGAAGCUCUAUGGUUGGAAUCAAUAGAAGAAAAUUCCGGAAAUUCCAAAUUAUCAGACAUCGAUGAAUCUCUGAAUGAAGAAAACAAUGCUCCCAAUGGUACAAACAUUGCUGAGGAUAUUUCAUUUGAGGAAAUGGUCAAAAAUCAAAUGCAGAAUUCUUCUGAAUCCACAAAGCUAAGUAAAGCAGAAGAUUUGCCGAAUGCUUUGGAGAACAAAUCUGUUGACAUACCGGAAGACACAGAGCACCUAGCAAGCGAUGUUGAAUUGCCUGAUGGAUCGGACACUACCUCGGAGUCUGUGUCAGAAACGGAGGACAUGGAUGGUAAUUUAUCCGACUCCUCCGAUGCUACCAUUUGCGGGUAUUUGUCUGAUGAUGACAGUGAUAGCGGCGUAGAUACUUGCUCUAGUAAAAGCAUGCAAUUAAAUUCAUUCGAAGAUGUUCCCACCAAGAACAAGUUUGAUAAAGGAUUCAAUAGGAAAGGCAGAGAUGUAUUACAAUUAGAGAAUUUCAAAUCUGACUUAUCAGAAGUGUAUCUUUCCCAGCAGAAAUUAAAAUCACUUUCAUCUGAUACCAAAGGCAUGGGAACAAUCCAGAAAAUUGAAAAUGCGAAGAAGAAAGGAUAUGAAUUAUCCUGUAAGAGCUCCAUCUUAGGGUGUAUUGGAGAUUCAACUAUUGUGCCCGCUUUUGAGAGUGCAAAAUCCAUUGAAUGGAAGGAAGAAAAGCAAGACAUUUCUUUAGAACUUAAAGAUCAACAACUUCUUGAUGGAUAUUCGUUUGAAAAGGCAGCAACAACACCUUUUGAGGGUAAUACAUGUAUCUCUGAUGCUACACAGGAUAUCGAAAAUAAAGUCGACACAGAAGAGAAUUCCAGCGAUGAUGACUUAUCGAAUUCUGAUGAUGAUGUUGAUAUAGCUGAAUAUGCUGCAGAUGAAAACGAUAGUGAUACAGACCCAGAAGUAGAGGCUCUAUGGUCGGAAUUAGUUGCUACAGAAGAAGGUUAAAGUCCGAAAUUAUCACGAGUGUUGCAACCACUCACUCAGUUAUUAGAUUAGAAUAUGGUUGGGUUAAAAAACCUGGUGAUGAUGCAAAAUAAAAGCUUUGGACUUUGUGGCAUACAAGAAGCAUACAAAAUGUGGCAUCUUUGAACUGUUCCACAAUUGAUCCUUCUCAUACAUGUACAUUAGGUCACUCUUAUGUAGUGCAGGAAAAAGGAAGUGUUCUAUCUGGGUGCUCAGAAUAAUGAAAAAUAUAUCAGUGCCUUGUACACAUUUUAUAUUAUUAUGUUCUUUGUGAUAUGUUACAUGAACAAGAAAAAAAAUUCAUUUCUUUCUUAAAUUUAUGUAUGUUUUUCCGAUAAUCGCAUACCGGAUUUCUGUAGCGGGCGUAAAAUUUGACGUUUUGCUUGCUCAAAGGUAUGCCAAUAAUUUUUGCGAAACUUUU